Olea europaea var. sylvestris is the source of this 2338-nucleotide messenger RNA. Its product is annotated as pentatricopeptide repeat-containing protein At1g01970. The transcript has 2 exons. The coding region runs from base 469 to 1710 and encodes 413 amino acids. Lineage: Eukaryota; Viridiplantae; Streptophyta; Magnoliopsida; Lamiales; Oleaceae. The record is from RefSeq and is a predicted model, not a curated record. Gene Ontology annotation, molecular function: protein binding.
CGCAUUUCUACUCGCUGCAAAUUAUCCAUUUCUCCCUGCUCAUUCUGUUUCUGAUUGACGCAAUCCACAAAUUUUUUUUUUUUGUUUAUUAACCAAUUCAUGUAAGAAUUUCACCAAAAAGGAGAUUAAUUGCUUAAACCCAUAUUCCAUUUUUGUGAUUUUAUUUGCGAGCAUUCGCUCUACCCAUUUAAUUCCCCAGUAUUUUUUUUCUUUGUUCUUGUUUAUGUGCUUUACUCAGUUAUCAGUUGAUUCUCUGCAUUGUUUACUUCAAUUUUCUCUCCCCUGAACUUGCGUUUUUUUCCUUUGCAAAUAAGCGUGAGCGUAUGCGCGUGUUUUGGUGGUAAAAUGGUUCAAUACUUGUGUUCUUGAAGCUGUAUAAGAGAUGAACAGAAUUUCUUAACUUUUCAGUGUUUGAAAAGAUGGGAUAUAUAACCUGUAUGUUUGAUUGUACUUGUUGAUUUUCAUUUUAUGAUGGGUUAUUUUUCUACCAGUAUCUCCUGUUUGGGAAAUACAUUUUUUAUGCAAACUGAAAACGUUUUGAAUACUUAUAAAUUUCCUGUGUGGAAAAACUCUAUCUUGAGAAACCCCAGAGGGUUCAAAUUAAUCAAAUCCAAUUUUCGACCACUAUCAAUGGUUAAAAGUGUAAAUGAGGGGGAGAAUAAGGAAUAUACUAACGAAGAAAAGGAAGAGAAACCAAGAUUUAGAUGGCUUAAGAUAGACUUUAAUAUUUCAGAGGGGCAGAAACAGACUAUAGCUCAAAUCCCACCAAAAAUGGCGAAUCGUUGUCAGGCUUUGUUAAAACAGAUUAUUUGCUUUUCUCCUGAAAAUGGAAGUAUAUCACUUAUGAUGGCUGCAUGGGUGAAGAGCAUGAAUCCCCAGAGAGCCGAUUGGCUCUCGGUUCUUAAAGAAUUGGAGAAGUUGAAUCGUCCAAUGUAUUUUGAGGUGUUGGAACAUGCACUUACUGAAGAAUCAUUUGAAGCUAAUGUGCGUGACUAUACCAAGAUGAUUCAUUGUUAUGCAAAGCAAAACAAGCUGCAAGAAGCCGAAAAUACUCUGUUAGUGAUGAAAAACAGAGGUUUCAUUUGUGAUCAGGUUACCUUAACUACUCUAGUUCACAUGUACAGCAAGGCUGGUAAUCUUAAGUUGGCUGAAGAAUCAUUUGAAGAGAUGAAGCUUCUUGGCACACCGUUGGACAGAAGGUCAUAUGGUUCAAUGGUCAUGGCCUACAUUAGAUCUGGAAUGCUCGACCGUGGAGAGAGUUUAAUUAGAGAAAUGGAAGCUCAAGACAUAUAUGCAGGAAGAGAAGUCCUUAAAGCGCUGCUGAGAGCAUACUCUAUGAUUGGGGAUAGUCGAGGAGCUCAAAGGGCUUUCGAUGCAAUUCAAUUGGCUGGAAUCAUUCCCGAUGUCAAGGUCUGUGGGCUUCUCAUAAAUGCCUUUGUAAUGGCAGGUCAAACUCAUGAGGCUGUCAUAACAUUUGACAAUCUGCGGAAAGCUGAUCUUGAACCUAAUGACAAAUGUGUGGCUUUGGUACUGGCUGCUUAUGAGAAGGAAAACAAAUUGAAUAAUGCACUGAACUUCUUGAUAAAAUUGGAAAAGGACGGUGUUAUGAUUGGAAAAGAAGCUUCUGAGUUACUAGCAAGGUGGUUUCAGAAGCUGGGCGUGGUGGAAGAAGUGGAACAUGUGUUGAGAGAUUAUGCUUCGAGUGCCUGAACAUGCUUUAUAAAUUUUCAUCAACCUCUGUCCUUCUCACUUCCGACUUGUUAUUAAGAUGUUAUACAUCAGGUUACAUGGUGCCUUUUCAUCUCUCAACUAAACCUCAUGAUGAAGUGAUGCAUUGCAGGUAAACCCAUCCCUUUUUUCCUUUCCAUCUUUCAACUGCACGCAGAGCAGGACUCACUAUCCUUCUUGUACUGGAUUGUUGUCACUUUGUUGAGUUGCUGAUCCGGGUUCCUAUUUACAGUCAGCUUGGCUUGGACUUUUUUAUGUUUCUUCAUUGAAUCCAAUUGAAAUACACUUCUCUAUUGGUAUUGCUACUUCCAAAUGGAGUUGCCUCACCGUCAAAAUGUGAAUGCUAAAACCCUUCUCGUUGUAAAAGCCUAAAAAAAUGUAUGGUACUCUUAGAGGCUUUUGGUGGGGAAGAAUGUCAGCUAGCAGCUGCUCUGGAAAAUCAACUGCUUGACCCUUAGGAUUUUCAAUUUGCUGUAAAUUCUUGGGUUUGUGACGAAUUUGUGUUGUAAAAGAAGUGAAUUGAAUGGAGCUUAGAAGGAAAUUGGUAUUGUUUCCUGAUAUUUGAAUUACAAUUGCAAUGUUGAGCUUUCGAGAGGCUUAAGUCUCCCUA